This is a messenger RNA of Owenia fusiformis, 790 nucleotides long. NCBI's taxonomy places the organism in Eukaryota, Metazoa, Annelida, Polychaeta, Sabellida, Oweniidae. The record is from the annotation of a GenBank genome assembly.
UGACACACAUGUACCGUAUACACCAAUAGGCAAACAUCCCGUUGAUCACAUGCCAAGUCCUUUUGGUGAUUUCGAUAUGCUAUACAUUGACCGUUUAAAAAAGCAUCUUACCUAUUCACACGUUAAACAUUAGGGAGACUUGGACCAUUUAAGAAGAUGAAGCACUCAUUCGUGAUUAGUUUGGUAGCUGCUGUGGUGAUAGUAUCAUGUGCAAGACAUGGUGAAGCUCAGCCCAACGAGGCAACAGAGGACGUCCUGUUGAGCUUACUUACCAGGAUGCUUCUUGACCGUGAGCAGGAAUCUCUGCACACAAGAGCAUCGAUGACGGGAACUGUCAAGUGGUUUAACGAAGCCAAGGGUUAUGGGUUCAUUGCACCUGACGACAAAAGCGCUGAUGUUUUUGUGCAAUAUACUGCGAUUCAAGGACCAGGCUUCCUGACGCUUUCCGAGGGACAAAGGGUAUCCUUCGAAGUGGAUAAUGGUACUAAAGGACCAUCGGCAUCGAAUGUAGUUCGCUUAACAUAGAUAGGACUCAUUCUACAAGAGGCGCGAAAGUCUGACAGCAGAGACAAUGUGUUACCCUGAUUUGUUUUGUGAUAACACUGAAUUUAUAUGAUGGCAUAUAGCUCAAACAGCUACUUUAAAAAAUUAGAACUUAAACAAUAUUGUAAACUUACGUAUAUGUAGUUAGUUACAUGUGAAUCUGCGAUUGCUGUCUGUACAUAAUCACUGGUGAUCCACUUGAUUACGCUGGAAGCGUUUCGGUUACAAAAUGUCGGAACGUCGAAGG